CCAGAGACUACAACAGAACCAACAGAUCCCACGAUCCGACACAACAGUAUCAUCCCUGUGAAUAUUCCAGAAUGAAGUUCAUCGUUUUCCUUGCUCUUUCCUUGGCUGUGCUGUGUCUGGUGAAGGCUCAACCCCUGCCAGAGGAGCACUUCGAGGAGGAUGUGGCUAAAACCUUGGUGGUUAAACCCUUGGUCCAACUGAUGGAGCAACCCGUAGUCCAGGAUGUCACCGAGCAUAGUCGCCAGAAACGAGCCACCUGCGAUCUGCUUUCGAAGUGGAACGUAAAGCACACGGCCUGCGCCGCCCACUGUCUUGCGAAAGGCUUCAAGGGUGGCUACUGUAACGGCAAAGCUGUUUGCAAUUGCCGUCGUUGAUCCUGAUUCGGAAUGGAUUUUAAUCAGACAUAAUGUACACGCUUGCAAAUAAAGUUUAGAACAUUCUCCAAUCCUCAA
This is a messenger RNA of Drosophila obscura, 452 nucleotides long. RefSeq names its product defensin. The transcript has a single exon. Lineage: Eukaryota; Metazoa; Arthropoda; Insecta; Diptera; Drosophilidae. The coding region runs from base 72 to 374 and encodes 100 amino acids. Gene Ontology annotation, biological process: defense response to bacterium; humoral immune response. The record is from RefSeq and is a predicted model, not a curated record.